CCGGAACCCGGAAGUCCUGGCAAGGAAAGGCGGCCGAGGAGUUCAGCCAGGAUGGACGAUACACUCUUCCAGUUAAAGUUUACAGCCAAGCAGCUGGAGAAGCUUGCCAAGAAGGCUGAAAAGGACUCCAAAACAGAACAAGCCAAAGUCAAGAAGGCCCUUCAGCAGAAGAAUGUGGAAUGCGCUCGUGUCUACGCAGAGAAUGCCAUCCGGAAGAAGAACGAAGGCUUGAACUGGCUCCGUAUGGCUUCCCGUGUAGAUGCGGUGGCCUCCAAGGUCCAGACAGCUGUGACCAUGAAGGGGGUAACCAAGAAUAUGGCCCAGGUGACCAAGGCCUUGGACAAAGCUCUCAGCUCCAUGGACCUUCAGAAGGUUUCUGCUGUGAUGGACAAGUUUGAGCAGCAGGUCCAGAACUUGGAUGUUCACACUUCAGUGAUGGAGGACUCCAUGAGCUCGGCCAUGACCUUGACAACGCCCCAGGAGCAAGUGGACAGUCUGAUCGUGCAGAUUGCCGAGGAGAAUGGCCUGGAGAUUAUGGACCAGCUGAACCAGCUGCCCGAGGGGGCCUCGGCUGUGGGCGAGACCUCUACGCGUUCGCAGGAGGAUCAGCUGUCGCGGAGAUUGGCUGCCUUGCGGAAUUAACUCUCCUGCAGCCUCACGGACUGUUGCUCCUGCCUUGCUCUCCUUGAUUUGUGGGGGUUCCUGCCUGGGGCCCUGGCCUUCCAGCCCUCUGACCAGCCUCUCCAAGGGCCAGAAAGAAGACUGGCCUCUCUACUCCUUCAGGCCUGCUGUGUCCAGCGGUGCAGCUACUCCUCAUCCACAAUGAUAGCUCCUUCCUAAAGAAGCGGUGGUGACAGCAAGGGUCUGCGUGAACGUGCCUGGUCCUUGGCGAAGGGCUCUCCAGGAGUGGGUGCCCUUUCUCCCCCAACCGCUCCUCCUUCCAGCCUACGCUUCCCACCCUCUUCCUCCUCCUCUUUGGUCUGACGAGAGGAACAGGAGCACGCAACACUUGCCCGUGGUGGAAGUGCGGCCCUUGCAGGAGUGAGGUCACGUGCGUUCCUGAGAGAGCCAGGAACUUCCCUGGUGCUACCUGCGUAGAUUCCGAUGUGCUGAUUGUU
Messenger RNA from Candoia aspera, 1118 nucleotides. It is a transcript of the gene CHMP1A, whose product is annotated as charged multivesicular body protein 1A. The record is from RefSeq and is a predicted model, not a curated record. Gene Ontology annotation, biological process: late endosome to vacuole transport; endosome transport via multivesicular body sorting pathway; protein transport. Gene Ontology annotation, cellular component: multivesicular body; ESCRT III complex. Bases 52 to 642 code for a protein of 196 amino acids. The transcript is spliced from 7 exons. NCBI's taxonomy places the organism in Eukaryota, Metazoa, Chordata, Lepidosauria, Squamata, Candoiidae.